GCUACGCUAUACAAUUAGCCAGUCCAAAGGCUGCUGCAGAUCUGACAAGUUACAGUGGCGAAUACUACAAAUUAGAAGAUUUUAAAGUAAUUACUCAAGAAAAAUUUGGAUUUUAUGCUGAGGUUUCUAAUUUUACGAAUUAUAUUUUACCAUCAGUAUGUGAAAAACGUGGUCCUAAUGAUGAAAUCACAGCUUUCUCAACUGGUUGCAUGGUGCAAGGACUAAUUAUAUGGCCUGAAACAUGGUGCUUAGCGAUACUUAACCAUUUAAACUUCUCACAAAAUGUCGAU
Messenger RNA from Funneliformis geosporum, 290 nucleotides. The record is from the annotation of a GenBank genome assembly. Lineage: Eukaryota; Fungi; Glomeromycota; Glomeromycetes; Glomerales; Glomeraceae.